Messenger RNA from Trichosporon asahii var. asahii CBS 2479, 2220 nucleotides. RefSeq lists its product as uncharacterized. Bases 1 to 2220 code for a protein of 739 amino acids. The transcript has 5 exons. NCBI's taxonomy places the organism in Eukaryota, Fungi, Basidiomycota, Tremellomycetes, Trichosporonales, Trichosporonaceae. The record is from RefSeq and is a predicted model, not a curated record.
AUGGCCGCUGAGGCGCCGCCGCGACAACAGCGAAAUGCGUUCCAGCUCGAGCUCGGGCUCAAUGCCAGCCCCGCCGCCAGCGGCGCAUACCGCUUCACACCCGUCGCAAUCCCACUCCCAUCCCCGACACCGCGAGAGCAUCUCGAGCUUACCGUCUGUGGGCACAAGUUCCAGACGAGACAAGGCUCCAGGGGCGACUCCAUCAGCAGCUCGCCUAGUGCUCACAGUGCCAGCCAAGGCGAGAGCUAUGAUCGCCAAGCACGGACACGGGAACGGAUGCAGACCAGCUCGGCGCCGGCUGCGAUGCGCUCGGCAACACCACCGCCGUAUGCACACCAUACUCUCGACCGCGCGCCCCUCGCCAACCCCAUGGUGCUCGACGACAGGCCCCGCGUCCCUCCCCCGAUUUACCUGCGAAGCUCUAGUACGCAACCCCAGUCCAAGUCUGGGUCGGUCCAGAUCCACAUGCCCGGAUGGGGCAUCGCACUAGUGUGUCCGCCGCGGCCAUUCGACUUGCACCCCCUCGAAGCGGGAAGUGCUUCUCGCGAGCCCCCCGCGGAGGACACUGUUUUGACGGGCGCUCUCGUGGUGAACAUGAAGGAGAGGCGGCGUGUGCAGGCGAUCAGCGUGGGAGUGCAGGGCGUGGCGCGGUUGCACAUGGGCCCGCAGCGGCAGUGGGAGGAGGAUGGAAUCUUUGAGCGAGGCGUUGAGGUGCUCAGCGGAGAUGCGGAGGGAAUCUGGCUCGAGAAGGGCGAGCAGUCGUUCUCGUUCUCCAUCUUGCUUCCUGCGACGCUGGCGACGUAUGACCACCACCAGUUCGGUCGUGUGUCAUAUCUCCUGACGGCGCGCAUCGAGGGCCUGCCGACGUCGAGCAAGUUUGGCAUGUUCAAGUCGCGCGAUGUGCCGAUCCAGGGCGAUGUGCCGUUCCUCGCCGACUUCCAGGUCGUCAUCGCGCGCAGUGACAAGAUCUCGGGCGGCGGUAGUCGGCGCGGGAGCGUUACCUCGCGCAACGGCGACUCGCCAACACUCUCACCGCUCAUGUCUGGCAUGGGCAUCAGCGACACGGCCAGCGUGCACAGCGCAGAGGAGGCGAUUGCAUUUGGCUCUGACGCAAACUCGACCCCUCCAUUGCGUGGGCUGUACCACAGACGCCAGAGCAGCGACAUGAACAUGUCGCCCAACGCUUCGCCGAGCGCCUUGCCCACCGGCGCGGCAUCCCCGCCCUACACCGCCAUUCCUCCGAAUGUGAGGCGGGACAGCGACACCAUUUCCUUGGCAUCGAGUAUCAGGUCGACCGACACGACGCGGAGCGAGAAGAACGGUUGGCUCGUCGGCGACAUCUCCGUCUUGCGAAAACUCAAGGUUCACGCGAACCCUUCUGGCUCGAACGGAGUGCAGCAGCUGGACCUCCGGAAGGAGGGUUACGUCGAGGGCCUGGGCCCGUGGCGCUUCCUAGCGACGAGCGAAGCUCUGUCCAUCGCGAGCGUCAUGCUGAUCCAGCUGAACAUCCCCUCGCCGUCGCCGCGCUGCACCAUCUUCUUUGUCCGCCUGAUCGUGUCGCAGAGCUAUGAGCUGAUCUCACCGCGCACGCCGAACGAGCCUCCCCACAAACCCGAGGCCGCCAAGAACAAUGUUGUCUACCAAGUCGGCCGACCCCACCGUCACGGCGAGAGCCGACUCGCGCACACGAUUCCGGCACUGUGGCGCGGCAAGGAGGCGGGUGGUACUGACCAGACUGGCCCGUCGACUGGCUGGCGUACUCGUGCCAUUGUCAGGUUGCCGACGCACGAAAAGAUACGCCCGUCGACCAACUCGGGCCACGAGCUGCUCCUCCGCGUCUUCUACAGCAUCGAGGGCGAGGCAGUCAACGGCUCCAAGCUCUCAGGCGGUCCAGGCGAGCUGACAUCAGACGAAUGCGCCGCGACAGCUCCAGAGAGCAUGGAGGACAUCGAUCCCGCCAAGACGUGUCUCUGUGCGGCGAGCUUUGCAGAGCUCAGCGCCAACUGCGUCCGCCGUCCCCAGGCUGGAGACGAGGAGGACGAGUGGAUCCGGGAUGAGCAGCAGCCGGCCCCUAUGCCGGGCAGCAAGGCCGGCAGUCCGAGCAUGAGCCCGAGUACGAGCGCAACGAGCCCCGGCACGGGGCCGAGUAUGAGUCCGAUGAGUCCGCUCAGCCCAUUGAGCCCGCCGGCGCCGCAAGGAAGCACGCGCAGGCCGAGCUAG